Messenger RNA from Zingiber officinale, 1658 nucleotides. Its product is annotated as interactor of constitutive active ROPs 4-like. Bases 491 to 1507 code for a protein of 338 amino acids. Lineage: Eukaryota; Viridiplantae; Streptophyta; Magnoliopsida; Zingiberales; Zingiberaceae. The record is from RefSeq and is a predicted model, not a curated record. The transcript has 3 exons.
UGUGAUUGUCUGCCGCUGUUUAGAGAGGUAGGACCCUGCAGCAGGGAGGUCACAUGCAAAUGUUCAUCCGAAAGCAAGAAACUAUGCCUUGAGCUUCACAUGCUUUCACCUUCCUCCAGGCCGCUUGGUUCUUGUUUGAAUGGAUUUCCCUGAUCCAACUACAUCAUUUCAUUGAAUGUAACGAAGAUGGACGUAGAAGCUAAAUCGAAGGUAACCAAAAUAAACAGAAGAUUUUGAGUUCUUGAGUGUUGAGUGGUGCCACUUCCUCAUCCUGACUUCAUCCUAAUUUUUUGGGAAAGGAGAUAAAUCUUGGCAGCAUGACUUCCAAGAACUUGAAUUCCACUGUCGCAUUGGCAUUUAAAUGCUGCUGCUCGUUCAAUCUCUUUUCAUUUCCUUGAGACAGAGCGUUUGAAUUUUGAACUGCAGCAGCAGCAGCAGCAGCAGCUUACGCUUUACCCUUGAAUCCGAUGCCGAGGUCGAGAUCGGAGCGAUGAAAGGCAGGCGUUUCCUUUCCAUGGCGUCGAGGGGAUCAGAUGCGUCGCAGCGGCAGUCGCCGCGGGUGCCGCUCCACCUCAAGAGCACCGCCAGAUCGGAGGCCAACGCCGUGCGCCGCCCCGCCGGCAAGGAACGCAGCCCCAAGGCGUCCCCUCGCGGCGGUGUCUUGCAAGAGAGGAAGAGGGGCACGGAGCUGGUUGAUCUGGAAUCCAGGCUGAGUAAGGUGCAGGAGGAGCUCAAGAAGCUGCGGAAUCGACUGGCCUCGGCGGAGGUCGCCAAGCUGGAAGCCGAGGAAGCUCUCGUCCGGGCCAAGAAGCGAAUCCCGGCAGCCCCACCGGCCCCCGAAGAAUCAGGCGAAGAAGAUGAGGAUAAGCGAGAGCGAGAGAGCAAAUCCGAAGGAGAAGCAGUCACUUCGCCAGAGACGAUGGAUGUAUUCGAAGUCGUAAUCCCAGCUGAGUCCGUGCCGGAGGAGAUGAAGACGAUGGUCGCGAAGGAAGCCGUAGGAGAGGACGGAAAGGGAGAUACAUCGGUGGAAGAUCUCAAAGCCAAACUGCUCGAGAAGGAGAAGGAGGCGGAGAUCCUGCUCGAAGAGAACAUGAUCUUCAAGGCGCACGCCGCGGAGAAGGCAAAGCGGAUCGCCAGCGCCGCGGAAGCGAAGGAGACGGAGCUGCUGGCGAAGCUGAGUUCCAUGGAGGAGGAGAUGCAAGAGAGCGAGGCGAGGGCGAGGCGGCUGGCGGAGCUGCUGGAGGCGGCCGAGGGCGCAAAAUCGGCGCUGGAGGAGGAGAUGAAGCGGCUGAGGGCGCAGACGGAGCAGUGGCGGAAGGCCGCGGAGGCCGCGGCGGCUGCUGUUCUGGCGGACGACGACGACGAAGUGGACAAGCACAUCGCGGCCUGGGCAUCGCCGCUGGCGAUGGAGGAGGGCGACUGGAAGAGGAGGAAGGGAGCUGGGAUUCGAAUGUUCGGGGAACUCUGGAAGAAGAAGAAGAAGAAGAAGAAGGGGCAGCAGAAGUGAAGCUCCGAUGGCUUUUUUGUUUCCUCGUAUUCUCUCUCUCCCCUCUCUUUCGCUAUUUCACCGCACGCCAUCGUCCAUGCGGCUGCACCGGCUAGUCAAACUUACCCCCGCAUACUUUUUUUUAAAAUGCAAUUGCAUUUUUGCCCUCGUA